This is a messenger RNA of Ctenocephalides felis (cat flea), 653 nucleotides long. Its product is annotated as neutral ceramidase-like. Gene Ontology annotation, molecular function: N-acylsphingosine amidohydrolase activity. The record is from RefSeq and is a predicted model, not a curated record. Gene Ontology annotation, biological process: sphingosine biosynthetic process; long-chain fatty acid biosynthetic process; ceramide catabolic process. The transcript is spliced from 4 exons. Lineage: Eukaryota; Metazoa; Arthropoda; Insecta; Siphonaptera; Pulicidae. The annotation marks the transcript as partial. Gene Ontology annotation, cellular component: extracellular region.
GUUCAACGUUACGAAGCAGCUUCUACAAUUUAUGGACCACACACACACACUUUAUAUAUUCAGCAAUACCAAAAAUUGGCUAGAGCUUUGGCAAAGAAUGAGACCCUAGAAUUAGGCCCAAAACCCAAUUAUUUCGACGACAAGGUCUGGACUUUGGUUCCGGGGGUUGUUUACGAUUCUGCAGAAAUGGGCAAAGAUUUCGGAGACUGCAAACGUCAGCCUAAAGAGACUUACAACAGGGGCGAGACUGCCAGUGCAGUAUUUGUUUCAGGAAAUCCAAGAAACGAUCGUUUACAUGGAAAAACUUUCCUGAAAGUUGAAAGACAGGUCGAAAAUGGUGGCUGGGAAACUGUUUAUACAGAUGCUCAUUGGGAUACAAAGAUGCACUGGAGAAGGAUAAAUCUGAUUACAGGAACAAGUGACGUCACUGUUGAAUGGACUAUUUCUGAUGACGUCACACCAGGAACAUAUCGUAUCAAACAUUUUGGAAACUUUAAAUUUUUAUUAGGAGGAAUUUUCCCAUACGAAGGAACCAGUAACGCCUUCCAAGUUUUGUAAAAAAUUUGAAAAAUUAAAAUUUGACUGAUGUAAAAUGAAUGAAAUUUUGAAGGAUUUUUGUAUAUAUUUUCAAUAAUAUAAGCAUGAUAAAUAAU